CGGAAAGGUGCUGCUCCGGCUCCCCCGGCUCCCGGCCCCGCGGCCGCGGCGGGGCCGAGCGUGUGCGGAGGCAGACCCAGGGCUUGUCACUGGUUGAAGGAUUUCAGAUGCAUGCCAGGUUUCCAUUGAUUGCCAGAAUCCUCGAUCACUCCACAUGGAUCCCCAAAAUCAACAUGGCAGUGGCAGUUCACUAGUUGUGCUCCAGCAGCCUUCUUUGGAUGGCCAUCAGAGAUUAGACUAUGAGAGAGAGAUUCAGCCUGCUGCUAUUUUGUCCUUAGACCAAAUUAAGGCCAUCAGAGGCAGCAAUGAGUACACUGAAGGACCUUCAGUGGUAAAAAGACCUGCUCCACGGACAGCACCAAGACAAGAAAAGCAUGAACGGACUCAUGAAAUCAUUCCAAUCAAUGUGAAUAACAACUAUGAGCAGAGACCUACAAGCCACCUGGGACACGUGGGACUCCCCAGUAAUGCCAGGGGCCCCAUUCUGAGCAGGUCAACCAGCACUGGGAGUGCAGCCAGUUCUGGGAGCAACAGCAGUGCCUCUUCUGAGCAGGGACUGUUAGGAAGGUCACCGCCAACCAGGCCAGUUCCUGGCUAUAGGUCCGAAAGGGCGAUCCGGACCCAGCCCAAACAGUUGCUUGUGGAUGACUUGAAGGGUUCCCUGAAGGAGGACCUGACACAGCACAAGUUCAUUUGUGAACAGUGUGGGAAGUGCAAGUGUGGGGAGUGCACAGCUCCCAGGACCCUGCCGUCCUGUUUGGCCUGCAACCGGCAGUGCCUGUGCUCUGCUGAGAGCAUGGUAGAGUACGGGACCUGCAUGUGCUUGGUCAAGGGCAUCUUCUACCACUGCUCCAAUGACGAUGAAGGGGACUCUUACUCGGAUAACCCUUGCUCCUGUUCACAGUCACACUGCUGCUCUAGAUACCUGUGUAUGGGAGCCAUGUCUCUGUGUUUACCUUGCUUACUCUGUUAUCCUCCUGCUAAGGGAUGCCUGAAGCUGUGCAGGGGGUGUUAUGACUGGAUUCAUCGCCCAGGGUGCAGAUGUAAGAACUCCAACACCGUCUAUUGUAAGCUGGAGAGCUGCCCUUCCCGGGGUCAGGGGAAACCAUCAUGAUUUUUGGAGGUGGGUUGGACCUCCUGAACUUGGAGCUUUCCGGUUGUGGCUGUUAGAGAAUAUACUAUUAGAUACUGAUUUUCUUUUCCUUAGAGUUUUUCCCUCUUCCCUGCCUUCUCUUCCCCUGUUCCCAAGGUUUGACUUCUGGAUUUUACUCUUCUCUUCUGGACGAUCUUCAGUGAGAGCGGACUAUGAAACUGCACCUGGCUCCCACUUGUGACAAGAGCCUUUGCCAUCCCUUUGAGAGAGUUUUGAGAGCCAGUGGGCUUUUGUGUGGCCUCUUUGUCCUGCAGCAACUUUCCAAAGUUGUGUACGUGAACAUAAGACACCCACUCAGACGGGAGGAUUUAGAGCUGUUUGUGAUUGGGUACUGUGGGAGCAGGGAAAUUGGUUUUCAAAGAAGCAACCGUUUAAUUGCUUAAAUAAGCUAUGUAUUAAAUCUCUCUCCAAUUAGAGCUGUCUUCCUCGCAUUGGACCGGUAAAUAGAAUGGGAGGAUAUAUUUUUGUUAUAACAUAAAAGUUUUCCUUUAACCACUGCCCUCCUUUUUUUGUCCGUCAGAGUUCCCUCAGUUUGGGCGUGGCCUUCCUCUGAGAUGCCAGCUGUGGCCCCCUCCCCUUUCCUCCUGUGUAAUUUUAGAUCUCGCUUUACAGUGUAAGUCUUCACAUUGGAGAUAUAUUGUUUGUAACUCGCUCAUCCCUAUUCUAGCUUUCAUAUUCGUGAAGGACUCAACUACCUUCCUUCCAUACCCCAUGCUCAUCAAAAAUUCGUGUUGUCAUUGAGGGCACUUGGAUGAUUGAAGUUGAAAUGAUAGCUGAUCAAUCUAUCGGUGUCACAGAACUAUGCUGCCUAAAGUGAUCUUGGCUCCUUAAUGGUCCUUUCGGCCCCUUGGUUAGUUAACAGCUGAGUAACCCUAAUCUAUUCUGUGUUUUCAUUGCCUUAAACCACAAAUUGUGGUGCUUUUUGUAUAUUUUAUGUAUAAAUCACAAAGUUGAAUUCUGACUAUUUUUAAGACAAAAGUCUGUUAAACUUUUUUAUUGUAAAGAAUAUUUAUUAUGCGAAUCUCUAUUAUUUUAUGAUAUUUAUUGCAAAAGACUGUUGAAAUGUACUCAUGUCUGAAUAUAACAAAAUAUCAAUACUUAACGGAAAAUAAGGCGACACGAAGAAAGUACGUAUGUUAACUAUAAUGCAGAAAAUAUAUUAAUUAAUGAAAUUGUC
Messenger RNA from Chinchilla lanigera (long-tailed chinchilla), 2330 nucleotides. It is a transcript of the gene Spry1, whose product is annotated as sprouty RTK signaling antagonist 1. Gene Ontology annotation, cellular component: membrane; cytosol. The record is from RefSeq and is a predicted model, not a curated record. Lineage: Eukaryota; Metazoa; Chordata; Mammalia; Rodentia; Chinchillidae. Gene Ontology annotation, biological process: animal organ development; negative regulation of fibroblast growth factor receptor signaling pathway; negative regulation of MAP kinase activity.